UUCAACAUGGCGCACGACAAGAGCACAUCAUGAACGUUGGAAACUAAAACAUCGAUUUAUUUGGUUAAUGGACGCCAUAAAGUUUGUAUACUUUCUAACAUGAACGCCGUUUAAUUAUAGAUUUAAUUAACCUACCUGAUGAACGAAGUUGUUGACAAGAGCAGUGAAUUUUCGCUCGAUUGAGAUACGUAAGCGCCGUCUUUGUGGGUUUUUUUUCUAUAUAAUCAGCAGCUCUCUCAUUAUAUGCUGAAAGCGGAAAAGUUCAUGAGCUAGAUAAAAGCAUCCGCGCUCUCCAUGUGAGACCAACCAUUAGCACCUUAUUAAAGUUAUUUGUGUGUGUGGACGCUUAUUGUGAAGAUGACCGAGACUAGAGAAGAGCGUCGUUUUGCUGAAGUAUCCCGAGACUCCAUCAAACUGAUGGGCGAGAGUGCCGGGGUUGAGCUGGGGGAUGAUUUAGCCUCGAUGCUCGCUGAGGACGUGUGUUACCGACUCAGAGAGGCGACACAGAACAGCUCACAGUUUAUGAGACACGCCAAGAGACGAAAACUGACUGUUGAGGACUUCAACAGAGGACUGCGCUGGAGCAAUACUGAGGUUGUUUGUGGCUACGGUGCUCAAGAUGCCGUACCGUUCCGGCCGCUAAAAGAGGGAGAACUUUUCUUUGUUGAAGAUCGGGAGGUGAACCUGGUGGAGUUGGCUCUCGCCACCAACAUUCCUAAGGGCUGCGCUGAGACAACAGUGCGAGUGCACGUGUCUUAUCUCGAUGGAAAGGGAAAUCUGGAACCUCAGGGAACAGUCCCCAGUGCUGUGCAGUCUCUGUCAGAUGACCUACUCAAAUAUUACCAGCAGAUCACUAGAGCCAUAUUAGGCGAGGAUCCACAUCUUAUGAAGGCUGCUUUAAUGGAUCUUCAGUCCAACUCCAAGAUUGCUGCUCUUCUGCCUUAUUUUGUUUACGUCAUCAGUGGGGUGAAGUCAGUAAGUCAUGAUCUGGAUCAGCUGAACCGGCUGUUGCACAUGGUGAAGAGUCUGGUUCAGAACCCGUAUCUGUAUCUCGGCUCGUAUGUGCGCAGUCUGGUGUCCAGCGUCAUGUAUUGCAUCCUGGAGCCACUUGCUGCAUCUAUCAAUCCACUCAAUGACCACUGGACCUUGAGGGACUAUGCUGCUCUGCUUCUCAGCCACAUCUUCUGGACUCAUGGGGAUCUGGUGAGUGGACUAUACCGUCAGAUACUCUUGUCUCUGCAGAAGGUUCUGUCAGACCCAGUGCGUCCUCUCUGCUCACACUAUGGAGCGGUUGUCGGAUUACACGCUCUCGGCUGGAAGGCUGUAGAGCGCGUCUUAUAUCCCCAUCUGCCCGCCUACUGGGCGAAUCUGCAAGCUGUGCUGGACGAUUACUCCGUCUCAAAUGCACAAGUAAAAGCAGAUGGGCACAAAGUCUAUGGAGCCAUUCUUGUGGCAGUGGAGCGUCUGCUGAAAAUGAAAGCUGUGAGUUUGACCGCAGAAGGGGGUCCUGCUGCUGUUCAGAGUUCUGCGGGCGGAGGAAUGUGCUUUAGAGAGAGCUCACCAGGUCUCAGUCCCCCUCCUGAACCCCUCUCUGAAGCCCCUCUGGGUAUUGCAAGCCACUUGCAGGCAGCAGGAACAGGAUGCCAGUGGGAAGACUGGACCCCUGUCUCUCUGCCUGCUAUGUACUGCGAACUCUACUCCUUCUUUGGAGACAGUUUGGCUGUGCGUUUUAGCACAGGGCCUGCAUUAGGCAGUGCACCACCUGCAGCCCCAGUGCAACCUUCUGAUGCCAGGAAAGAAUCAGGGAGUGGUGCAGGCAGCAUGGAGAGCACACGCAAGAUGCCGCAGCUCACUGCCAGCAUGAACCUCAGUCCCAGACCAGAUGGAAGCCCACGUACUGAGACCGUACCACCUACACUGGGUGCUACUGCAUCAGGGAGGUCUCUGGCUCGCUCUUCUUCCUCUUCCUCAUCCGCAACCCCUCGUUCCAGGUCCUCCUCCCGUCCAGGGCGUUCUGCCAGCCAAUCAAGAGACAUCUUCCCAAAAGCUCGCUUCCUGGCGUCCCAGGUGGGGCCUCCAGCCUUCUCCUUUUUGAUUGGUGGCCGCCAGAUGGGCCGGCGAUGCCAGGGUCGACGUUUCCAGACGAGCUUCACUCCAACUUCAUCCGUCAGCUCCCUUCCACCUCGUGCCUAUGCCCACAAACUGCCAGUUAUCGGGAGAGUGAGCAAACCUGUGAGACGCUGGACAUGCUCUCAUUAUUCACUGUAUCUGCCCCUUUAAUGCACACAGAGACACUGGAUUGGCUAAUCGUGCCGUGGAACCCGCUACUUUGGUUUUCUCGUGUACUUUUUUUCCCCCUCUUUAAAGCACUAGAUUUAGCUGCAGAACUGUAGGCUGACCACAGAUAUGUUUUUCUCAAUACACGCCACAAACUAAAAGCAGCUGUUUGAUUUAUUUUUUUUAAUACCUUUUUUGUCGAAUGUUUUGCAAGACGUUGUAAUGUAAAAUAAAACCAAGCAUCUGGAAGCCUGUUUAUUUUGUCUCAUACUUGAUCAUAAAAGAUGUCAUUGCUUUUGUGACAGCAAAGAAUUAGUGUCUAUAAUGAACUCGGAAACUACAGUGACCUAAUAUUUCCUCAUGGGCCAUUGAUUGCUGUUGUAGAAAGGACAUUAAUCAGCUACAGUUACGUUAUUUACUGUUUAGUGUCACCCAAAUGAGGAUGGGUUCCCUUCUGAGCCUGGUUCCUCUCAAGGUUUCUUCCUCAUAUCAUCCCAGGGAGUUUUUCCUUGCCACCGUCGCCACAGGCUUGCUCAUUAGGGAUAAAAUAAAUUAAGGAUAAAAUAGUUUAAUAAUUUAAUUUAAUAAUUUAUUUUUAUUUCUAGCUAUUUAGUUAUUUUUUAUUUUCAUUUUUUCCCCCCUCCCCUUUCUCCGUUUCUCUUCUUGUGUAAAGCUGCUUUGAGACAAUGUUCAUUGUAAAGGACGCUAUACAAAAUAAACUGAAUUGAAUUUUGCACA
Molecule: messenger RNA, 3015 nt
Organism: Hemibagrus wyckioides
Lineage: Eukaryota; Metazoa; Chordata; Actinopteri; Siluriformes; Bagridae
Gene: taf6l
Product: TAF6-like RNA polymerase II, p300/CBP-associated factor (PCAF)-associated factor
Exons: 11
Coding region: 358-2280 (640 amino acids)
Biological process (GO): transcription initiation at RNA polymerase II promoter; RNA polymerase II preinitiation complex assembly
Cellular component (GO): SLIK (SAGA-like) complex; transcription factor TFIID complex; SAGA complex
Molecular function (GO): protein heterodimerization activity; transcription coactivator activity; RNA polymerase II general transcription initiation factor activity
Source: RefSeq, a predicted model, not a curated record